AUGCUGCAAGCAGCAUACACAGCAGCAAAGGAGAAAGUGGUAGACAAACUGUCAGCUGUGAAGACAAAUGCACUAAAACAUUUUGUGUCAAUUCAGCAGAAAGUCAAAACUAUUGUAGCAUUCUUCAUGAGAAGCUGCAAGGCAACAGAAAGACUGCUGACAUACCAACAAAAUAAUGGGGCAGGUCAUGUUAAAAAACUGGUGCAGGAGGUGCCAACAAGAUGCAGUGAAGACUUCAUUGUACUAUUCACAGUUGAUUUUCAACAACUGACAGACGAGGAAUGGAACAUCUGCUCAGAACUCUGCUCUGUGUUGAAGCCAUUUGCACAGGUUUCAACACAGCUUAGUGCUGAGUCAUAUCCUACCGGCAGCCAAGUUAUUGUUCUGACAAGGGGAUUAUUAUCAGUGUGUGCAGAACUUUUGAAAAGGCCAUUUAACAGUGUGACAAGGACCAUCAUUGAAGAAUUAACAACAGGCCUGAAGGAUCGUUUCCACAAUGUAGAGAUGAGCAAAUCUAUAGGAGUAGCCACUCUACUAGAUCCAUGCUUUAAAUCUCUUGUGUUUGAAAGCCGAGUUGCAGCAGAUAAUGCAAAGAAACAGCUUAUUGAACUAGUAGCAGAAAAGAUGGGUGACAGAAGACUGACAAACACAGGCCAGAGCCAUGAAACUGUGUCAACUUCGACCACCACUGAUCCCUUGUCAGUAUGGGGUGUCUGUGAUGCAAUUGUAAAAUCAACACAGCCCCAGGGCACUCCUCAGUCAGCUGCUAUUGUGGAAGUACACAGGUACAUGGACAGCCCAGUUAUUAGUAGAAGUGAGGAUCCACUGGCAUGGUGGCGUGAAAAUCAAUAUAUUUUCCCAAAUAUUGCUAAAGUGGUGAGGGAAAAAUUCAAUAUAGUGGCCACUUCUGUGCCGUGCGAAAGAAUAUUUUCUAAAACUGGUAUCAUUAUAAAUGAAAGGCGAACACGGCUGAAGGCGUCCAAAGUUGAGAAACUUAUAUUUCUAAAUAUGAACAGUACUAACUCCUGAAUUUCCUGUUACAGGUGGAUUCGAGAGGCACACCAACACCAGCAGAUGAGUCUCCGUUUAAUUCUUGGGAUAUUAUAACAGUAAGGUA
Messenger RNA from Schistocerca cancellata (South American locust), 1117 nucleotides. RefSeq names its product E3 SUMO-protein ligase ZBED1-like. Lineage: Eukaryota; Metazoa; Arthropoda; Insecta; Orthoptera; Acrididae. Bases 1 to 1029 code for a protein of 342 amino acids. Gene Ontology annotation, molecular function: protein dimerization activity. The transcript has 5 exons. The record is from RefSeq and is a predicted model, not a curated record.